AGGUUUAGUUACAAAACUCUUACCGGAUAUUACAUCGCCUUCUUAAGGAAACAUGGGUAACUCCGUCACACUUCAGCUUAUCUCCACGUCACGUGCGGACUUUUCUUUCUAUCCCUCCCCCCUUCGAAGGCUGAUAACUGCGCGGGCGGCGCGGGCGCAGCCAACCGCCUCAGUCUCCCCCCGACCACCACGCGGAGCGGACGUGUCGCUCUCGUCCCACUCCAUAAACUCCUUAAAAACAUCCCCAGUGCUCAAACAGUGAUACAAAACAGUGUUCCGUGUUUAAAAAGUGCUAACACAGGAUAUGUGAUAGUGUUAAAGUGAUUUUCACAAGCAACCAGUUACCGCUGGGUCUCGCUCCGGUAGCUCGGUUAAUAACUGUUGGAUCUACAGUGACUGUGUAAUAGUGGCUUGCUAAGAUUUAGUGCCUGUGGAGAGGUCACCUACCUUCGGGUAAACCUUAUUGCAGUAAGCUGGAGCGACAGUCUGGAAAUUGGAUUCUAUCGAGUGUGGAGGUGUUCGUUGUAAUAGAAGUAGUGUUUGCUUCUGUUGAAUGCGGACCUCUUACUGAGGAUUGAUGGUUGAAACCAAAAACUGAACUAUAAAUGAAUAAGUAUUCAGUGAAGCGACUGUGAUAAAAAUAGUGUUACAAAUCAAUGUUAAUAUGAACGAACUUUGAGUGAUGUGAAAAUGGAACGUAAGCUUACCAGAGAAGACUUCAUGAGGAAGAGCUUUAGGGCUGCUCCGAGGGUCUCACCCGCUCCGGACCCCGAGCCGACGGUCAAUGGCGCCCCACCACCAUCCCCAGUGUCCCUGGCCAUGUUGGAGCGCACCCCACAACCGCAGAGAACUCAAUAUGAGAUCACCUCAGCAGGCAUUGCCCCGAAGAGGCUGGAGAUCAACCGAGCGCACCCAAUCCACCUCAAAUCAUUCCAAGAUCCACCAGAAGAAAACGCCCCCUCUCCACCCUCAGACGACGUUCUAAGAAAGUUGGAGCGACAAAUUGGUGAGAUGGAACGGGGAUUGGAAAGAGCGCAGAACGGGACAGUCGCAGUCGAUGAGAGAGUUCGUUACGCUGAACACGAGAACUUGCUUCGAACUGGGGUUUCUUCCGUCGGUGGUGGCGGGUAUCUGGCAGCAGACUCCGACACGGAACACGACGUCGUUCCGUUCAAUAGAAACGAAAGCACCAGAAGCAGCACAGGCGGCGCCACUCCGGUUCCAAGACCGGCCACCAGACUGGCUAGAACCAACUCUGACACUCAACAACACCAGGUAGCCGCCACAGCGAGACUCAUGCGCAAACUAGCCGACGGUGGCACUAAAGACGAAAAGACUAAAGUGAUAUCUCGGAAGGCGAUCCAAGCCAGAAUGGAAAGAGUGAAGAACUCGGUUGUUGGGACGAAGCACGAACACAGGGUUUUGGCUGAACACAGAAAUGAACCUGUAUCCCCGAGGACGCCUACGUCUCCGAUCUCGCCUCGCUCGUCAAUUCAGAGUGCGUCGGAGUCGUCGGCGGGCGCGGGCGGCGGCGCGUCUGGCGGCAGCGCGCGCGUAUCCUCGCGCUCACGCACCUCAGAGGAGCCGCAUAUCGGGAAGUACAAAUUGCUGAAGACGAUCGGCAAGGGCAACUUCGCGAAGGUGAAGCUCGCGAAACAUGUGCCCACUGGCAAGGAAGUCGCCAUCAAGAUCAUAGACAAGACGCAACUCAACCCGGGCUCGCUACAGAAACUCUUCAGAGAGGUGCGGAUAAUGAAAAUGCUGGACCACCCCAACAUCGUGAAGCUGUUCCAGGUGAUAGAGACCGAGAAGACGCUCUACCUCGUCAUGGAGUACGCGUCUGGUGGAGAGGUGUUCGAUUACCUGGUGCUGCACGGGCGGAUGAAGGAGAAGGAGGCGCGCGCCAAGUUCCGACAGAUCGUCUCCGCCGUGCAGUACUGUCACCAGAAGCGGAUCAUACAUAGGGACCUUAAGGCGGAGAAUCUCCUGUUAGACGGCGAGAUGAACAUCAAGAUAGCAGACUUCGGGUUCUCCAAUGAGUUUACGCCGGGAGCGAAGCUGGACACGUUCUGUGGUAGCCCGCCCUACGCCGCGCCUGAGCUCUUCCAAGGCAAGAAGUACGAUGGUCCAGAGGUGGACGUGUGGUCUCUGGGCGUCAUCCUGUACACGCUGGUGUCAGGUUCGCUGCCCUUCGACGGCUCCACGCUGAGGGAGCUUCGAGAAAGAGUGCUUAGGGGGAAAUACAGAAUACCAUUCUACAUGUCAACGGAUUGCGAGAAUCUACUAAAGAAAUUCUUAGUUCUAAACCCGGCGAAGCGAGCGUCUCUCGAAAGCAUCAUGAGAGACAAAUGGAUGAACACUGGUUACGAAGACGACGAGCUCAGGCCGUACGUGGAGCCGCAGCAGGACUUCAAAGAUCACAAGCGGAUAGAGGCGUUGGUGUGCCUGGGGUACAACCGACAAGAAAUCGAGUACUCAUUGGCGGAGGCGAAAUAUGACGACGUGUUCGCCACGUAUUUAUUGCUCGGAAGGAAAAGCACUGAUCCGGAGUCGGACGGCAGCCGGUCGGGCUCGUCGCUGUCACUGCGUAACGCCGCGCAGCCGCAGCAGGCGCAGGCCGCGCACGCGCAGAACUCGCACACAGGCGGGGCUGGCGGCGGCUCGCCCUCGCACCGUGGCGUGCAGCGCUCCAUCUCGGCCACCGCGCGACCUGCGCCCUCCCGCCGCGCCUCCUCCGGCGCUGAGGUGCUGCGGACGCAAGUGGGUACCACCACGAGUGCGGCCAACAAUACCACCCCCACUGCCACCACCACCACUUCGAACUUCAAAAGACAGAACACAAUUGACUCUGCGUCUAUCAAAGAGAAUACAGCGCGGAUCGCCCAAAUGCAGGUACAGUCGGGCACACGUCCCAGCAGCGCGGCCCCGAAGCUGGAGGCGCGCGCCCGCACGCUGACGGGCGCGGCGCGGCGCGCCCACUACGACGCGCCGCCGCAGCACCCGCCCAAGCUGUCGCCCACCAGCGACUCGCCCAGCGCCCCGGCGGAGACUAAAAACGGUACCGGUAAUACCGGUAAUACUGGUACCGGUACAAACGGUACCGGUGCGGCGGGGAACAGCAAGACGCACGUGAAAAGCGCCUCCAUCUCGUCGUCGAGCGGGCAGCCGCCGCUCGGCGCCGAGGCCGCACCGCACAACGCCUCAGCGCGAGACCUGGCGCAACCGAGACCGAGCUUGAACUCUGCGCUGACGCCGGCAGCGGCGGGCGGAGGCGCGGCGGCGGGUGCGCGGCGCGAGUUCUCCAACCCACUCGUGUUCCCAAGGAACGUGCCUUCACGGUCCACCUUCCACUCCGGCCAGACGCGGUCGCGCGGCGCGAGUGCGGGCGGCGCGUACGGCGACGGCGGGUCGCCGCACCAGGCGCGGCCGUCCUUCUUCUCCAAACUGUCGUCACGCUUCUCCAAGCGGUUGAAUCAGAACCCGUGAAGACGCGCCUGACAGCUGAAGAGAAGAUAUUUUUUAAUCUGUAGCUAAUUAUAAAUUCCCGGUUGUGUACUCAAAGUAUGCUGAGACAGGGAGUUUGUAUUUUUACUGUUCAGUGUGGCAACGGAACAUUAUUAAGAUACAAAUAGCAAUUUGUAUUUUGUUUAAUAUGAGUUUGUAUUAACCAGAUAUUUCAAAAAUUCACGAAUUCCAUCUAAUUUCUUUGUUGUCCCACUGCUGCGAAAAUUCCCCUGUUGAUGACGGGGUAGCAAAUAUGAUGCUACUUCUACACGUAAACCUACGUUUUUCACUUCGUUUUACAAUUUUAUAGUAAUCAUAAAUAAAUACUUCCAAAGUAAAUUUCUUAUUGGAUAUGUCCUUCUAAAAAAAUGUAUGAAAUGGUUGAUGAAUGUGGAGUUAACAAGAGAAGCAUAGUAGGAUCGAAGCAAAUAGAAUUCCACAGUCUCUUCUUACCCUGGCGGGACUAGCUCCCGCCGCGUAAGUUUAUGUAUGUAUGUACUUUCGACAGGAAAAAAUUGAAAUUUAAAAAAGACAUAAUGUAGGUUUUAUAUAAUAUCGGUACCUACAUCAUCUCUAAAUAACUAAAUUGAAAUAUUUACUAAUCUUGGAAUCGUUUGUUUGUUUGUAUACUCUUUAUUGUUUUAGAAUACAAAGAAAAUUUACAUAUAAUUUAUCGUUAGAUAAAGCAUAGGCGAGCUUAUCCCUAAUUGGGAUUUCUUCCAGUUAACCUUGGACAGCCUGAAAGAAACUCAGUGGGCCGGUGUGUGGUGGAAUCGUGGUUUUUAUACCGGUUAAAAUUCAACAUAACAUAUGCUCACAACUAUAUCCUAAUUGGGGUAGUCAGAGGUACAUCCGUCGCAGGAUAAACUAAGUACCUACACCUCACCGAGUUUUCUACCAGACCAACGCGAUAGACGAUGAGUCAUAUCGUGGUGGUAUAUUCGUAGUAAAAAAUAGCUUUUGUUUUUUCUAAAAUCAUUUUUAUAACAUACCUAAUAACAUCAUAGUGCCUAAAAUUCAAAGUAGUCAAUCUUUUUUUUUUUAAGAAAUAGAAUGCCAUCCGUUUUCACACUGAAUAGAAUAAACGUUGUUUGUAAGUGUUAUGAACAUUAUUAUAAGAAGUCCAAUAGUUGCGUCGGAAACGAGUUUGAAUUACAUUUAGCAUUUUAUUAAAAUCGAUUAUUUUCGCGACGACAUUGCUGCCUACAUGUUAUUUUAGUGAAAUUAAUAAAAAAGAUUUUUUUUUUAAUUUUGGACAUAUAAAUCUUUGGCAAUGAAUCUCUUUGAAAUUAGCUAUGUA
Molecule: messenger RNA, 4804 nt
Organism: Pectinophora gossypiella (pink bollworm)
Lineage: Eukaryota; Metazoa; Arthropoda; Insecta; Lepidoptera; Gelechiidae
Gene: par-1
Product: MAP/microtubule affinity-regulating kinase 3-like
Exons: 19
Coding region: 691-3486 (931 amino acids)
Biological process (GO): protein phosphorylation; intracellular signal transduction; microtubule cytoskeleton organization
Cellular component (GO): cytoplasm
Molecular function (GO): protein serine/threonine kinase activity; ATP binding; tau-protein kinase activity
Source: RefSeq, a predicted model, not a curated record